AUGUCGGCACCGAAGCUAUCCAGCCGAACCCCAAGCUAUAGGAAGCCUGUCCCAAAAUUUAUCCCCUCACCUCCCGCUUCACCCCAUGGUUCACCGACGAGCUCUACAAGACGGUUUUCUUUUUCGCAUGCGUCUGUAAGUCAGGAUGCACCUCCUCUACCUCCCGACUGGCGCAACGCAAUUGACCGGGCAGUAUCUAGGGAGGGAAGAACGACGUCUGUUCUGCCUGCCAUUGACACAGUGGUGGGCCCAUCGAGCCACGACACCCAUGGGACCGACACCGAAUUCUCCACGGAAAGGCUGUCGCCCUCAACGCCUGACUGGGGGACCUCAGGAAUGAACUUCACCCCUCCUACACCCACUGAGAGCUGCCACGACGAGGAACUCGUGUCUCGUCCGAGUUCACCCACGCCUUGGGAACACCUAAUGCGCUCCACAGUAAAGCAACCGUCUUAUCAAGAGGAAUAUCGCCCACCGACGCCUCCACUCCCUAAUCAACGAAAAAGGCCCAGAUCAACUGAAUCUGGAUGUGACUCGCCAACGCCCACUAUCAUAUCACAGCUAGCACCCCACUCCACACUGCCCUUGGCUUCUGAGCACGGCGCGGCUCCGUCGAUCUCGAUUGAACCUCCACCUCUACCUCCCAAGUCAUCGCUGCCGACGCCCCCUGCAAGUCUGCUGACUCAUGAUCAUAUCUCGUAUCAUGCCGGGCAUGAUAAGUCUUCUCAACCUCCUCCCACGUACUCUCCUGGUCACGAUAGGCGUCCUUCCACUCUCAACUCGACACUUAAUUUCACUCUUAAUUCUGAUAAGUGGACCGAGGGCACUGCUCCCUCUGCUCAAGGCCUUAUAAACUUGAAGACGGAGGCUCCUGGGGACAGUGGCUCCGAGUUUCCUGCUGUUCGAGAUGUCGCUAGUCGUACGAAGCGCAGCUGGUGGCUCGGCUUCAAGCAUUUCAUGUCUAGUCUGUGUUGUUGGUAA
Messenger RNA from Suillus clintonianus, 981 nucleotides. RefSeq lists its product as uncharacterized. The transcript has 5 exons. NCBI's taxonomy places the organism in Eukaryota, Fungi, Basidiomycota, Agaricomycetes, Boletales, Suillaceae. The coding region runs from base 1 to 981 and encodes 326 amino acids. The record is from RefSeq and is a predicted model, not a curated record.